Messenger RNA from Diatraea saccharalis (sugarcane borer), 2941 nucleotides. The record is from the annotation of a GenBank genome assembly. Lineage: Eukaryota; Metazoa; Arthropoda; Insecta; Lepidoptera; Crambidae.
GUUUGUUUCUAUGUUUGUCUGACAGUGCCGUGUGUGAGCCAUUAUGAGCGAGUUGUUUAUUAUAGGCUGAAAUGUGAUUUAAUCUAAGGUACUAAAUUGUGCGCAGAUAAGCCAUUAUUAGAAAAAUAAGAUUUGUAUUUUAACAAUAUUUUUUGGCCUUAAAUAUGGAGCCAGAAUUGUUACCUGAUUACUUGGAUUUGAAUGGAAGUUUUGAUGAACAAAUCAGAAAUAUCAUGCAAAACGUGAGGCUAACUAGACAAGAAGUAGACAAUUUAAAUUUAUUGUAUGUCCACUUGGAAGGGGCGCUUCAAACUUCAUGGCCAGGGUGUAAAGUACUUCCAUUUGGCUCCAUAAUAACUGGUUUAGGUAUUAAAACAAGUGAUGUUGAUUGUUUCAUUGAAAUUCCUGGAGAUAAUUAUAAUAAGAAUAAUAGGAAUAAUCAUGUGAUAAUAGCUAGAAAUCUCCUCAGAAGACAACCUUGGUUAUUUCAAAACCUUUUUGCUAUAACAUCUGCUAAAGUUCCUAUACUGAAAUUUUUCCACAUACCUACACAAAGGCACUGUGAUAUCAACUUCAAAAGCAAAGCUGGAGUGAGAAAUAGUAGUUUAAUGGCAUACUUGUUGCAUAUGGACAAAAGAGCAGUGACACUGGCAGUUAUCAUCAAAUACUGGUCUAAAGUACACAACCUCACCGGAACUAACAUGAUGACCAGCUAUGGACUAACAAUACUAGUGAUUUUUUAUUUGCAACAAAUAAAUAUUUUACCUUCUGUUUGUAAACUCCAAAAAGAUAAUGAAAUGUAUGCCAUAGAUGGUUGGAAUACAGCAUUCAGAGAAGAUUUCAGUUUUAUGUCAGAUAACUGUCAGAGUGUGUAUGAACUUUUAGGAGGUUUCUUUAAAUUUUAUAGCGCUAUAAAUUUUGAAGAGAACAUAAUCUCACCGUUUACUGGAAACUUGAUACCACGAAAUCUUUUCAAAAAUUUAGAUGAUGUACCUAGUGUAUUUGAUAUGUACAAAAUUAAUAUAGGCAGUAAAGAAUAUGAAGCCCUCAGGAUAGACACAAAAAUGUGUAUACAGGAUCCUUUUGAACAUAAUAGGAACUGCACCAUGUCAGUGUAUCCAAGAUUAGCUAACACAAUAAUAUCACACUUCCUGUUAGCUGCUCAAAUUUAUGAUGAAAACACCAAAGACUUUUAUGUUAUAGAUCUUUUAGCUAGGACACCACCCCCAAUUCAUCCUAUCAAGAAUAAGCACAAAGUUGGCCAUAAUAACCAUAAUAAACCAAAAUCCCAAAAGAAAACUAUUGCACCCAUAAAUAAUAGUAAAGUUACAAAACCUAAUAAGAGAUCUAAGAAAAUCACUAACAAUUUUGAAGUUUUAUACAGAAACAUGAAAAUGCAGAGACAAAGAAAAGUCUAGAUAUUUUAUUACAUAAUAAGGCAGAUAGCAAAUAUUACCUCACAAAUUGUAUAAAGAGGUUUCUUAAAUUGUAAGCCAUGCUCGAACUUGUUCUGCUUGAAAUCAUAUGUCUUAAGAGACUAGAAGGACACACUAAGCUUAAAAGGUAAAAAGACAUAAAUAAUUGUCUAUGAUUUUUAAUGACUAUUAGUAUAAUACAAUUGUUUGUAAGUAUACUUUAAUAUACAAUUUAUGAUUUGUUGAAUGACAGUUUCUUGGUUUUCACCAGCCAAAACUUGUCAAUGACUUCACCAUCGAGGUCCACAGAAACCUGAAAUAUUGAGUAGUUAUGGAAUUUGAUGUGAACAUAACUCGUACAUAGCUAAUACCUGGUGCCACACCCCCACCAUAGUUUUCACACUCGUCUUAUAAUCUAUUCUAUUUAAGUAGUGAUUGUAUUUUCAACUUAAUUUUAAGUGAUUAAGUACAUGCACAUACAAGUAAUAAGUAACAGGUUAAAAUUUAAUAAUGAAGUAUUUAAAAAAAAAAAUAGUUCCCGAAAUCAAACUAGAUGUUGCAUGGUUCUUUCUUGAUUUUUCGAUGACAACCCUUCCGGUUUUCUUUCAUGUUUAAAAGUAAAUUAGAUUUCAAAACUCAAUAAACAACUCAUUUUGUAUUGAUAUCUAAGUUUCGAACUUUGCAAAUAUCUGUUUUUUAUAUGUUAGUUAAACGGAACGGAAAUGACUAUCGUUUUCUGCAACAAUCAACUUUUGCUAGAUUCGCCAUCUAGUGGAGGUGCUUUUUUUUAAAUACUUCGUCAUUUUAACUUUCUAUUUAUUGCUAAUUUGUGUGUUUACACCAACUAAAUCACUUAAGAUUAAGUUGAAAAUCUACUUAAUAACGUGUAAACCAGCUUAAUGACCGAUUUACACAGAAUAAGUUGAUAAGUGGUUAACUUGAUUUUAAGUGAUUAAUUUGUGGUUACAUGCAUUUAAUCACUUAUAAUUAAGUUAACUACAUAUGAACUUGACACAUGUAAACCAGCCAUAAGGGUCGGUGCAAUUCUAAGGGAAGAUCUGUCAACUAUCUUACGAAAGUUCAUUAUGGAUUCUGUUGAUUGUGUAAAAUUGAAGGUCACAUAAUAAUUAACAGUUCUGACCGACUAAACGCGCCCAUGGGACCACAACUAGAGAUGGCGGGAGACUAUAUGUACCUAUGCAGAAUAACUCAUGCGAUGUUAUUUUUAUAAAGGUCAGUUCUUUUUAUCGAUAAUAGUGUAAAAGACUAAAGUAUGUUUACGUCUUGACAAUAUUUUACCUGUUCCACAUUGAUAUGAGUUUUGUUGAACGCUUUUAGUUUUGUGUAGCCAUAGUCUUGAGAAUGGAAGGCGGACCAUUCGCGUGGGUUACCUGAACAUUAAGGGUUCGUUGGCAGCACAGCAAUUUAUACAUAAGCGGUUAAUUGAUAACAAAUAUACACACUUACAUUUAAAAUAAGAAAAUUAUAUUUUAAGAAAUUUGUUAAAUAAAUACAUUGCAAUGUAU